This is a messenger RNA of Brassicogethes aeneus, 354 nucleotides long. NCBI's taxonomy places the organism in Eukaryota, Metazoa, Arthropoda, Insecta, Coleoptera, Nitidulidae. The record is from the annotation of a GenBank genome assembly.
AUGCCCAGCAACAGGAGUUUUAUUUGGGAUUAUUUCGAUAAAGAUGAAGUAGAAUCAACUGGAAGGGCCACUUGCUAUAAAUGCAGAAAGAACUACAAGACAAGUGGAAAUACUUUAAACUUAAUAGAUGACUUACGACGAGUUCACAAUAUUUUUAACAAAAAAAAACCGUUACCACCUGAUGAUACAGACUCUCCUUGUCCAAAACGAUACCGGCUACAAAAUAUACAGGAAUUCGUGGAACAUCCAGCUCCGUACAACAACAGGGAUUAUCGCAGGAAAAAAGCACUUGACAAAGCUCUAGUAGAUUUGAUCUUAUCAGAUAUGCAACCUUUCUCCAUUGUGGCAGAUUGA